GAUGUGAAGGCAGGUUGUCUACAUGGGCUCUCACACACUGUUGGAGUGAUCGCCUUUCUAGACUUUCCUCUAUACCUCAUGGAAAUUUUUAAGAACUGGAGUUCACUACAUGGAUAUGUCAUGUUUGUUUUCCUCACGAGUCUCAGCAAAGGUUUUGCAUGUGAGGCUCCUUCCAGUCCUCAGUGCUUCAGACGAAAACCUGAUGAUACUGUUUACACGUGUGAGUGGAGCCUGAACACGACUCGGAGCGACGUGACGUUUAAUCUUUACUUUGAUGAGACAAAAUUUGUGAACAUCAAGGGAACUUUCUUAGAGAUUGUUGAGGAACAAUUGAUACAAUUCCGCGCCGUCAACAUUUGGGUGGAAGCUCACAUAGGAAACUCAGUCUGCAAAUCACCAAAGACAUCUGUUGUACUCAUACAUGCAGUAAAAUAUGAAGCACCACAAAAUAUUUUAGUCUCCUGGUUAAAAAGCAAUCUCAGCUUAAGCUGGAUAGCUGCAGAGAAGUAUCCAGCUUUAGCAGAAGUCUGGUUCCAUCGGGAUGAACACCCCACAGAAAAGUGGGAUAAAAGAUUAAUAAAUACCACCUAUAAGGACAAUAAGGACAAAUACCAGGUCAUUGUUGGGAAUCUACAGAAGAAUUCGGCUUACCAGGUUAAGAUCAGGCAGCAAUCCACUAGAGCCAAAGACCCACUGUGGAGCAACUGGUCUCAGGUUACGGUUCCUGCAGAACUUGAACAUGAGCCUAAUGUCACCAUGACAACUACAAGUAUAAAUGGCACUCGACAGGUGACACUAACGUGGAUGCCGAUGCCACUUGCAGCAGCAGUGAAGAAUGUGACACUGAAUUCUUCUCAUGGAUGUCAUUGUAUGACGAGAACACAUCACACCAACAAAACUAUUCACACUGUGUACGUGUCAUACUCUGCCAUCAACAUCUCUGUUAUUGCCAAAAAUGAUGUGGGCGAGUCUCCUCCAGCAAUCGUGCAAGUACCAGCAGAAUAUGCAUCAGAUUUAAAACCUUGUAACAAAACCUUAGUGAAUAAAAAAUUAAAGAGGACAACUUGCCUCGAGUUGUACGAGCUUCAAGAUGCAGGUCCAGAGCCAAAACAAGUUAUAACUCUAACAGGAAGGAUGCAUCCAGAGAAGAAAAAUCAAACAAGAAAGAACCUGAAGGACUACAUUCGUUACCUUUACUUUGAACACAGAUGUCAUCGUGGGAAACCACAGACGGUUAAAAUGUGCUUCUUUUAUCAAAAAGAGGGUGUACCACUCAAGGAACCUCAGGAGUUCACAUCUUACGAAACAGACAGUUCUGCUGACCUGUCCUGGAAAGCGAUUCCCCCUGUGGACCAGCGAGGCUUCCUGACGCAUUACAACCUGUGCAGGGUGAAAAUCUCCCCGGAUGAGCAAAAAGAGUGCUACAAGAUACCAGCUUCAGAGACAAAGUAUCAUCUGGGAAACUUGACAGCUGGAAGCAAAUACAACAUCACCUUAGCUGGAGUGACACGAGUGGGAGAAGGGCCUAAAGCCUCAAAGUGCAUCCAAACAAAGCCAGGAAAACCUAUGAACGUGUGGUUGAGUUUCGGCUUGCUAUUUGUCUUCUUCUUAUUCUCAACAAUGUGCACCAUUGUCUUGAAGAAGAUCAAAGUCAAGAUUUUUCCUCCUGUGCCAAAACCUGUUAUUACAGAUUUCAUCCAGCAUCCAUCAAAGAGCCAAGGAAUCUUGGAGAAGAAAGAGGAGGUGCAUCAUGAGCUGACGCUGCAGCAACUUCCAGAGGGAAAAUCUGUGUCUGAGGAAGCAGACGAUGCCACUGUCGUCAGAGGGGAGUGGAACGAUGAGACUGAUGAGGACGAGGAGCACGAGGGGAGUGACUCGGAAGGACACAGUGAUGAGUGUUUGAGCCCUGGCUCUACAGAUGAGGCGCAGAGGAGCUCCAAAGAAGGAGAAGUGGCAGACCUUGAACAGGUGGACAGUGAGCUUGCAAUGCUGAUAUACAAGAACGGUUUGGUGUUUGAUAUGAAGAUGGACUUGCCUUAAGUGGAUUUAACUCAAGACUUUUCAACAUCACAGCACAAAAGUACCAAAGCACUAAGUACUAAAUCAAAUUUUGCUUGGGGAUCAAAUAGAGUGACAUGGAAAUCAGUUUCUAAUUUUUAUUUGUGUAUU
This is a messenger RNA of Archocentrus centrarchus (flier cichlid), 2169 nucleotides long. RefSeq names its product interleukin 12 receptor subunit beta 1 (gene il12rb1). The transcript has 15 exons. Bases 79 to 2040 code for a protein of 653 amino acids. Lineage: Eukaryota; Metazoa; Chordata; Actinopteri; Cichliformes; Cichlidae. The record is from RefSeq and is a predicted model, not a curated record. Gene Ontology annotation, molecular function: protein binding.